Schistocerca gregaria is the source of this 1971-nucleotide messenger RNA. RefSeq lists its product as uncharacterized. Bases 152 to 1081 code for a protein of 309 amino acids. The transcript has 3 exons. The record is from RefSeq and is a predicted model, not a curated record. Lineage: Eukaryota; Metazoa; Arthropoda; Insecta; Orthoptera; Acrididae.
UCGGCGCCACCUAGCGGACUGCAGCUCCUCCUCCUUCCCACAGAAGACGCGGACACUCUGCGGGUAGCAGCCGACGCGGCAGCGCGCAGAAGCACACGACCGCAUUACGACGUCACCUCGCCAGCGGCAGCCGGGCACCAGGGGACGAAACAUGAGGUCCUCCACGAGUUACUCGUCCCUCUACGCGGCAAGGGCGCUGCUGCUGAUUCUACUUUCGACGGUGGUGAGGGCUGCGCCAGUGGCGCUACAACAGCCGGAGGCGGCUGCGGAGGCGGCUGCGGAGACGCGGCAGUCGGUGGAGGAGGAGGCGGCGCCGUGGGCGGACCGCCUCGCGCAGCUGGCGGGCCUGGCGCAGGUGGCGGCCGAGUGGCCGGGGGCGGCGGGGGCGGCGGGGGCGGCGGACCAGCAGCGGUGGCGCGUCGUGCCGUGGCCGGUGGGCGUGCCGCUGCCGCCGGGGGCCGAGGUGGUGGGCCAGUGGCCGCCCCCGGGGCAGGCCCCCGCCGACGAGGGCAGCGCGCAGUGGCUGGCCGACGGCGACGCCGAAGACCCACAGAGACGCAACGACAAGGCGCUCGCCUACUUCCAGCUCUUCCAGCCCUACCUGGGCUACGGCGAGGACGAAAUAGAAGGAGACCCCGACUCCGGGCUGGAGGCGUUCUCGCGCGCCGGCGGCCUGCGGCUGCCCGUGGGCGGCGCCUCGACGCGCCGCAAGCCGUUCCCCGACUCGCCCGUCUACUACAUCCGCAUGCCCGCCGCGCCCUACGUCUUCGUGCCGGGCCUGGGCUACGUCAGCCAGCCGCCCCCGCCGCCGCCGCCGCCCCCGCGACGCGCCGCCACCUACAACCCCUUCAUCAACGUGCCCGUCGAGUUCGUCUCCAACGGCAAGCCGACCGGCGUCUACCGCUGGCAAGGUCGUCCGGCUUCCACGACCACGACCCCCAAGCCGGCGCUGCAGCAGUCGGCCGUCAACACCCUCGACAAAGGGCCUUACGUCUUCAACGGCAAGCCUUCGCGCGUCCACGUGCUCCGCGACCAGUACAACGUGCUGUACGCAGAUGCUCUGCAGAACUUCUACCCCUAGGCUCCGUAGCUCGCGAGCCGAGACGUUUCGUAGUGCUGCUCUAUGAAUGGACAGUGUGCAUGGAGUGCUAGCUUUGACUUGAAUGAGAGAAAUCUGAGCAUGAGAAGAUCAAGUUUGAUCGUUUCGUAAACAUAUCGAACUGCUUCUUUACCUUGUCUUAUCUCGACGUGUAUUGGAGUAGCUCGGAAAACAAGACAUCAGUUCUCCCCCAAAACUGUUCUCCAUUUUUUAAAAUUACAUAAACACAACCUCACUAAAAAGGAAAGAAAACAUCACAGGCCUACUUUUCAUACGCAAAACAGAAUUAUCAACAAAAAUGUGGAUUCGUUGCCCGCCAUCCAGAAUCUCUGGAAAAACGAAAAAAAGCAACCUAAACACACAACCUACUGCCCAGAAAGUCACUGAAAAAAAUAUAUAAUCGCAACACAGUUCCAGGAAAAAUCCUUAUUUCACUAUAUUCUAGCAUCACGCCGCCUUACAGCCACAACACACACACAUUAUAUAUAUAUAUAUAUAUAAAUAUUUCCAAAUCAGCCUCUGUAUUCUCCGUAUUAAGAAUUUUCGCCUGCUUGUUUCCCUCAUUCACUAUACAGGACAUCUCACAAGACUGGAUUUUGUUUCCUGUCAUUGUCAACUUCAUGUUAUCAGGAUUUUAUUUCCUUUCAGUCGUUACUUUAGUGGUACCUUAGUUGCCUUAUCAAGCACUAUAUCACUUCCGUCUUCCACGUGUCUUCAGUGCUCAAAGUUAUGUGUCUAGCUGUUAGAUCAAUGCCUAGUAGCUAAGUUUAUUUAAUAUUUAUAUCAGUAACUUAUAAAUAUCAAGUCUGCAUUGUAAUAGUUGUUUAAUGUGUGAACUGAAUGAAUUCAAUUAAAAUUUUGUUUUUGUAAUA